ACUGAAUGGUUCGUUUCUUUUCCGGACAUGAUUUUCAUGUUCCUUGUCAUUUUGUUCGAAAUUCACCAUAGCAGACGUGAGAUAUGCAAGCCUAUAAAAAAUCCUUGUUAUCCUGAAAUCAAUUACGAUGUGACAAAAAAGAUGAAAAUACCAAGAGUUAAGCACUUGUAUCCACUACCGUUGAGGUAUUUAUGUGUCUAUACACUGACCCUUGGUCCCAAAGACAUUCCUCCAACUAACUAUGAUUUUACACUCCCCAAGCACCGACUGGCUAGUUUCAGACACUGGCCAAAGGAACACCCUGUGUCUCCAAUCAGGUUAGUGAACAAUGGAUUUUUCUUCAUCGACACUCAAUGGCCAGUCAUUGAUGAUUCUGUGAUGUGUCACGCUUGUUUUGUGACGCUAUCUGGAUGGAGGAUCGAAGACAAUAUUUACGAAGUUCACAGACGUAGCUCACCACAUUGUCCGUUCCUUGCUCAGCUAGGAGAAGCGGCAAAUGGGGUCGUCCAUCAGGAUAUAGCAUCGUCGUCUGCUAACAUUGAUCAAACAGGUACGCUGGAAAUUAUCGCCGGAGAAACGAGCUCAAAUUUGUCCGGAAACACUAGUUCGAUUUAUCCUGCGCCAAAUCAAGACUCUAACACGUCACUUCCGCCCAGGAAUAGUGAAGCCGUCAGUUUAACAGAUACCGAUUCCGAACUGUCCAGUUCAAUUGUAAUUCGCAUCAUCCACCCCCAAAGCCCAACGCCUGACGAAGACAUUGAACUUUUAACGAGUAAUCAAUCCAAUUUCCCAUUAAUGGAUGACAUUGACCUGUCCAACUCGACAGCCAAUAGUCAAUUAAUAAACUCCAACUCAGCGACAAACAUGACGCUGUCAAACCCACCACAAGCCAUUAAUGUCCAAGCAGCGACUCAGCCAAGACCAGACGCUGAGGAUGUUCAACGUAGUGAAGGAAACAGCAGGGGAGAGAGUACUUCUCAACAGCUGAAUGCAUUCAGCCCACAGAGUGUCGAGUCCGCACCACUACACAACUAUUCUUCUAUACAAGUCAGAAGAGAAACAUUCCGGUACUCGGGACUUUCUCCCGAUGGCAUCGACGCCUUGGUGGAGGAAGGCUUCUAUUUCACUGAAUCGGGUGCCAUCAGAUGUUUCUACUGCCACACCACUAUUCAAAGAUGGCGAAGUCAACCUCAAGGCCACCUCACUCACCUUCAUCUUAACAUCGAUUGUGGAUUUAUUCAGCACAGAGAAAGCGGGACCUAGAUAAAGCGGAACACAGAGCAAGUGGGACUUGGUGAAAGCGGUGGUUCAAGUGUACCUGUUUUAAUAAUUUUUUAUUUUUUUUUUUACUUUUUUAAAUUCAGUACUGUAAUAAUGCAUGUGGAGCUCAUAAUCUCAUUAUAAUCAUAAUCAUUAUUACAGUUGUAAAUCUAAGGCAAGCUCUCGGCGAUAGGGAAGGAAUAAUCAUACAGGAUUAAUCAUUAAGUAAUAACUAAGGUAGAGAGAGAGAGAAAGACAACCCAACUAUCAGUACAUUGUGUUCUGUCUCUCAUUAGCAUAGCCGGCAUUAAACUGUUUCUUCUCCCCUAAAUAGUCUGUCCAUCACUCGCGCGGAUCAGUGUGCACCAUACUACUCACCAUACUGCGCACCAUACGCGUCGGCGCAAGAGCAGUUAUUACACUAUUAAGGGACCACUCUGAUCAAGAAAAGUUAUGUGCUGUGAGUCUGUGGCAUUACAGCCCAACCGAUGGUGUUCACUUCUUAUGAAACAAGGGAUAAAUGGCUGCUUUCAUCUAGAUUCUAGAACAUUGACAGUAGCAGGGGCGGACUGGCUAUAUGGGCGUUCGGGCAAAUGCCCGGUGGGCCGGUACCCAAACGAGCCGGUACCUAAAUGAGCCGGUAAAGCCACCUAAAGGGCCUCAUGAAUGCCACUAUUGCAGGUUUUCUAAUAAUCUCUUACAUAAUGGGCUAUCUGAGCAUCAUGUUAAAAAUAGCUUUUACAGACUCUACUGGGUAAUGCUAAUCAAACACAUUUUCAAAAAGAAUGUAAUAACCUACAUCCGUAGGCUUCAUCCUUUAAGGGCCUACACACUGAGCGAUUAAAAAGCAAGAUAAGGCCCAUAUUUCUUAUAAAGGUAUAAAGCAGGCGUACAGAUAUAGACACAUUAUAAAACUUAACGUAAUGAUUUUGAGAACCGAUAGACCUAUAAUUGGAGGCCCAUCAUAUGAUAUACAAUUUAUGGGCCGUAGUGUAUAGAAAUGCCAGGUCCGAUUAUGACACCCAGACCGCCCCUGGACAGUAGCUAGCAAUAAAAAUACAAAUUAUUAAAGACCUAAAAUACGAAAGCUUGUAAGAGUUUAAAUGGCCAUGUAAAUCCAAUUUUGGUUUUCCAAAUAUAUCUAAAAUAAUAUGCUGAUAAAAAUGAUAGUUUCUUGAUUUUAAAAAAGGAAAGUAUUCUCUGUUGAGUGACAUGUUUUUAAUGUAACUUAGGCAUUACAAUACAUUGUAAGUCCUUUUUAAGGCUAGAACUAGAACUAUAUACUGUAGUGUCCUUUCACAUUGAUAUAGUCUCAACACUUUAAAUGCCAAUAUAGACAUAUCUAUAUCUUUAAAUAGAUAAAAUAAUAAUAGGAAUAUAAUGUAAUAUUACAUAAAGUUAACAUGUCGAUGACAAAAGUGAUUUGUAAUGAUAUUUAUAUAUUUAUAGCUUUUUAUAUAGCGCUACUUUCAUGCU
This is a messenger RNA of Biomphalaria glabrata, 2736 nucleotides long. RefSeq names its product baculoviral IAP repeat-containing protein 2-like. Lineage: Eukaryota; Metazoa; Mollusca; Gastropoda; Planorbidae. The record is from RefSeq and is a predicted model, not a curated record. The transcript is spliced from 3 exons. The coding region runs from base 28 to 1263 and encodes 411 amino acids. Gene Ontology annotation, cellular component: nucleus; cytoplasm.